CUUGUAAUUCCGCUUCUUUGGGUUUUUUUCGCACACAACAUUCUAGACGUGCAGAACCAAUUUUAAUUGUGUAAAAAUAUAAUUUUAACAAUAGUUAAACGAACAAAUUAGCACAAUAAAUCACAAUGAAUUUUUUGGAACUGCCGGAUUGCAUGUUAAUGGAAAUAUUUGAAUUCCUUACCUAUGAAGAGGUAUCCAAAAACCGAUUAGUUUGCAGAAGAGUAAAUCAAAUUUGUCAACAAGUUUUGAAUGGUGGUUUUAGUCGUGCUGUGCGACAACACUCCACCAUUUUCAAACGUAUCAAAUCAAUGCUGCCGCGUAGAGAAUCAGAGAGACGCAAUCACAGCUUAGCGAGACAUGCGGAUAUUCUUACAUCGAUAGAGACUCGUAUUUCGAUGCUCUCAAUGACAUAUAGCAAGUACAUAGAUCUAAAUCUGUGUUGCUUCAUACCCGGUCGGGUGCUUGAUGAAAUCUUUCGAAUCCUUAUAUUGGUAUCAAAAACUCGCAAAACACUCCGACCACAUGAAGUGCUCCAAGAGUUACGCGACAUAUCAUCUAUGGCAAUAGAGCACUUUGAUGAAAAAAUAGCAAAUAUUUUAAAGCCCUAUGUUGACGCCAGCAGCAACAGAUCUAGAGCAAUUGAUCAUAAACGUAUAACGGCUGCAAGUUCCGAAUUGGGUAGUAUAAGCUUUAGUGUCACACAAAGUAAUUCCAAUAUGUGGACGCAGGCGAGUAGUACUUCAAAACUGUUGACAGCUUCUCCUCGAACAUCACCUUUAAAAAUGCCCUGCAAUAACUGCAAUGAGGCUAUACUGAAUAGAAUGGCUGCGUUUAUAAAUGUGAAAUCACCGAAUUCAGAUAGUUCAGAUUCAACGGAUUGGGAUUCCAUUUACAGUGCAGUGGGUGGGUGCUGUUGCUGUAAAACAUCAAAUGCAAAUUCAGAUAAUAACGUUAAACAGAAACGCAGUGGAUGUCCAGAGGCAAAAGCAACUAUGGCCAAAUACAAAAAACUUGAAUUGGAAUACAAAAAUGGUGUUCAAAGAAUGAAUCGGAUGCAACAAAUACAGGUACAGCAAUCACGUCGUUUACAACAGACCAUGAAUACAAUUUCUACAAUGAGUACGCAAAUAACGGAAUUAAAAAAACGCUUGGAGGAUUUGGAUGCAAAAAAUCGAGAAAUAUCAGCCAAUAUUAAUAAGAUAAACCCGGGCGCUGGAGAUUCGACAACUUCGACUACAGGCACUACUGGUGCUAUAAUAAAUCAAAAUGAAGAGGAUAUUGAACUUGAUGAUGACGAUGAUACUCUGGCGGGACCUUCGGCUGCUAAAAAACGCCGUUGCGACGGCACUACAACGGCGCGGAUAAAAAUUUCGGAAUCAAGUGAAGUUUUGGAAUAGGAUCCCUUCGAAAUAAUAAAUUGCAUACACGAAUCAUAAAUAUAAAUUUACAUCAAGCUAUGUUUAACAAAAAUAUAGGUAUGCGCACUGUGUGGCCGUAUGUCGUGUGGAAUAUAUGUGUAUUGGAAUUCAUGUAUGCCCUUUAAACCAUAAAUACUGCUACAAUUUGUUUAAUAAGGUACUAAUUUAGCCAUUGUAAAUAGGAAUCUUACACUUAUUUUUGUUGUAGAUAUCUAAAAUAUUUAUUUUGCUAGAAAUAUUUAUACAGAGUGGCGGUUGGCUGAAAAGAACGCGUCUGGCGCAAACAUCUAAUAUAUAAAAACCUUUAGAAAGUAUUUGUAAACGCCUAGCAGCUAUCUAUUUCUAUCUUGUUUAAAUAAAUUGACUUAUGCCUAUACAGUU
This is a messenger RNA of Bactrocera neohumeralis, 1799 nucleotides long. RefSeq lists its product as uncharacterized. The transcript is spliced from 4 exons. Gene Ontology annotation, biological process: protein polyubiquitination. The record is from RefSeq and is a predicted model, not a curated record. Gene Ontology annotation, molecular function: protein binding. Lineage: Eukaryota; Metazoa; Arthropoda; Insecta; Diptera; Tephritidae. Bases 126 to 1397 code for a protein of 423 amino acids.